Messenger RNA from Rasamsonia emersonii CBS 393.64, 3345 nucleotides. RefSeq lists its product as uncharacterized. Gene Ontology annotation, molecular function: protein binding. The transcript has 2 exons. The record is from RefSeq and is a predicted model, not a curated record. The coding region runs from base 1 to 3345 and encodes 1114 amino acids. Gene Ontology annotation, cellular component: cytoplasm. Gene Ontology annotation, biological process: autophagy; response to starvation. Lineage: Eukaryota; Fungi; Ascomycota; Eurotiomycetes; Eurotiales; Trichocomaceae.
AUGCCCCCGGCAGCGUUUGAAGACCCGUCCCGCCAAAACACCCAGUUUCCUGGUGACAAUAGCCCGCCCUCUCGGGACCCGAUUCGAGUGAACCAGGAACAAGAGCCAAGCGUCAAGAGCAAGAAGAAGGGCAAGAAUGGCUGCAGGGGAAAGGAUAAAGCGGCCAAACCAGCCGUCCAAGCAAGUCUGGAGGAACUAACCCAGCCAUCACCACCUUCGCAGUCCGAGCCGUCCUCGUAUCCAAACAAUGCGUUUAGCCGUCCUGCAAAUAACAUCGGUGUGUCGCCGGUUCUGGAAGCGCUGGGCUCGCUGGGGAACAAUACAGAAAACGAGACGGCCUAUCGAACAGGGGCUUGGGCCAAAUCAAUCCCAUUUGGGAAGAGUCCUCCAAAUGACCUGGUCGAUCCUGGCUUUGCCAAUGGAUCGCCUCUCAGUUUUCCCAAUCAGGUUGAAAGGGGUGGCUUCAGCAAUGUCUCUUCUUCUGCGUCCCCUCCCCCAGCGAGGGCCAGGCCGAUGAGCUAUGGCAAUGGACCGUUCAACCUCGCUCCAUCACGUCACCAGUCGGUUGACAGGCAGAAGCGUCAUUCAAUGGGCGGCCAGUUCCAGAAUCAGCCCCCGUUACCACAUCUACCCCAAGCUCAUUUCUAUGGAGCCCCGGAAAUCGACCUGCCCUCAUUCUCCCCUGCAAACAGGCCCGCAACGGACAAAAACUAUUCGUUCUGUGCCUUUGAUUCGAUCCCUGGACCUCCAUUCAAAGCUGGUAAAAUGGGAGGGAAGGUGCUCCUGGUCGGGACUGAUGGUGGUCUGGACGUCUUGGCAAUUGAGGACUGCAAGACACGUCUGAUUGGAAAUAUAACGGGCAUUAAUGGACGGGUUCUCGACGCGAAACUGUUGCCGUACACCUCGCAGUCGGAUCCCUAUGCAUCCUCGCGUCCUCAUGUGGCUGUCAUAGUCCAUGGCCCUGUGACUCACAAAGACGACGGAGGCGGGUCCUCUUCCGCCGGAUCUGAGCCGAACGAGAUUCUUCCGGGUCUUCCAGGAAAACCAUCGUCGCACGAGAGGCAGCAGAGCAAGGAUGAAACUGUCUACUAUCAAACAAGAGUGGAGGUCUAUUCCCUCAGGACUGGCGACCAUAUCACGACGCUUUUUACCAGCAAGCUGGUGCCGUGCUUUGAGGGUUACCCGAACCUUUCUUUGUUCGCGCCGUCACCAGUUGGUAACCUAAAACUCUAUGCAAGUGGUAAUUACGUCGUGGUCGCUUCAGGCGUCAGUGGUGAGGUGUUUAUAUAUGGUGUCAUCGCAUCCGCUGCCCCGAAUGCGUAUCAGUGUCUCGCGAAAACUUGGACUAGUAUCCAGUCAAGGGACUCCCGCCGUUAUUCCACUUCUUCGAGCUCGACAGACCAGGAUGGCUCGCAGGCCGAUGCUCCCAAUGGCGCAGCUUCUUCUGACACCCCGAUCAUAUCUCUGAGCGGAAGAUGGCUAGCGGUGGUACCGCCAUCGUUUUCCUCGAGGGCCCCACCCUUAGGUACUGUGCCUGCACCUCUGCUCCAGAGAAAGAUUCACGGUCUGGAGACGCUCAUCCCGCCAUCAAAACCAGCCGUGACCUGCGCAACUGAUUCCGGUGAAAGAGAGAGCCUUUUCAACAAGGUAGCCAGGGGCGUUACGCAGGAGCUUUUCAGAGGUGCUCGAUGGAUGGGUGACCAAGGUCUGCAGGCUUGGAAUAACUACUGGAACAAGGACCAGCAAUCCGCCCAGAAUGGGAACUUACGUCGUCCAUCCCAGUUUGCGGAUUCUCAGCAGCAAGGUCAUAACAUAUUCCCUCCAACACACGGUCAGGAUACUUCUGGGGUGUCGUCAUCGGAACCCGAUCUAGUAUCAGUGAUUGACAUCAAAAAGCUGGAAGACAGCCAGGAGACAAAGACGUCAUUUCCAGGACCUAUUGCCACUUUCCAGGCCCCGAAUGGAUGUAGCUUCUUGUCAUUGUCUCCAAACGGGCUAAUGCUGUUGACAGCAAGCAAGAAAGGAGACGUGCAGUAUGUGUGGGACCUCAUGCAAAUCAAGCAUUGCAGAGCUGCUGCUUUUUUGUCGGACGACUUGACUGCUAAUAGCAACUAUAAUCCAACCACUCCUCAUGUGCGGCAGGUCUCGAGGUAUGCACGCCUCACAACUUCCAGUAUUGUCGAUGUCAUAUGGACGCACCCUAUUGGUGAGAAACUGGCGAUCAUUACACGGAAAGGCACAGUUCAUGUCUUUGAUAUUCCUCGAAGCGCCUUCCAAUGGCCUCCAUUCCGUCGAGCACGACCGAUGCCCAAGAAUUCUCAGGCUGAAGAUCCGGCAGCGGCUGCUGCUGCUGCACAGUCUGAGGAAACAGGGUCUACAAACCCCUUUACUGCAGCAAUGAAAUUCGUUGGAGGGACGACACAACCUAUUCUCGCGGCUGUUAGAGGUCGUACUACUAGCAUUGGUACCACAUUUCCCGCUGUAACUGGCUUUGGGUUAUCCUCUGCGGCUGGUGUCAGAGGCAGUAAGGCUGUUGCUGCUGGCCUUAGCAAAUCUGUCGGCGCUGCAACAGGUACCGUUAAGACACUGCGUCAUGUCGGAGAGAAUCGAUUACAUUUGGCGGGAUUCUCCAGAGAUCCUGUGGCCUCUCGCGUAACAUGGAUUUCCGCUCGAGACGAAUGCCUGCUCGGUGUCAUAGACAGCGGGUAUUUCAAAUUAUACAAAAUCAAGCGCAGCGUGGUCAAUCAGAAGUCUCGGCGAAACCACUCGGUCAUCGGACCGAAGAUCAUGGAAUUCAAGUUGCCUCCAUAUCUGCAGAACUCCUGCGGUCCCAUGCAGCUAGGUUUCUCAGUGGAUUCAGCUCUGAAUGCAUCUUGGGCUUUGCCUUCAACCGCUCCCCACUCUUCUUCUACCACAAAGCUCAAGUCCCAGCCCCUCUCGCAGGCCGAGAUUGAGACAAAUGCUCCGUAUCAACCUUUUCAUACGGAUCGAAGAGUCAAUCUUUACGUAUUCACUGGAUCCGAGGCACACGACUCAGCAGCAUCUCCAACAACUAGCCAAUGGGUCUUUGGCAAUGAUAUCCCCACUCAAAAACUUCAUGUCCGCCCUCUUAACCAAAGUGAUGAUGAAGAUGUCCUACCAGGACAGCAGGCUGGCCUGAGGGAAAUGGAGAAUCUUAUCAGUCUUGGAAAUGGCGGUGAUCAAGUCGACGAGGUCGUCAUCACGACGAGACGGAAGAAGAAGCAUUCCGAUCCACUCUCCGGUACUUCUCCUGGAAUGGAUGACGAUGAUGGAUUUUUUGAAGAUGAUUGCGACGUUUUGGAUUUUGCCAGAGACAGGGUCUAA